GGCAACGCGGCGCCGCGGCGGCGGCGUUCCCGGCAGCGGCGGGGCCGUUCUUUUGUCACCGCCCGGCAGCAUGGAGGCGCGGGCAGAGCCGCGGCCAGGCUUUUCGCCUGGCAGGAGCAGAGGGCAUGUUUAGGACUGCUCGUGCCUCGUGUGGACAAACACUGCAUCUGCACGGCGCCCUGAUGUACGAGCUUAUGAACAACACCUCACGCUGAGGAAUGGAGGGGGAAAAACUGAUUUCUGCAACAGACACGCAGUAUUCUAGUUCGCUCCUUCAGUCUUUGAACGAACAACGCGGCCAUGGGCUUUUCUGUGAUGUUACUGUUAUCGUGGAGGACCGGAAGUUUCGAGCUCACAGAAACAUUCUUUCUGCCUCAAGCACGUAUUUCCAUCAGCUUUUGUCGGUGGCUGGGCAAGUAGUUGAAUUGAGCUUUGUGAGAGCUGAGAUUUUUGCGGAAAUACUUAACUAUAUGUAUAGUUCCAAAAUAAUCUCUGUUCGAGCCGACUUAAUUGAUGAAUUGAUUAAAUCGGGACAACAGUUGGGUGUUAAAUUCCUAGCUGAUCUGUCCGUAACGCCAUGUGAUGGAAGGAGCGUGCCAGGUGAGGUCAAAGAUGGUGCUUCAGAAACUUCAUCUUCUGGCCCCACUCAAAAGGAUGCUGAAACACAAGUACCUGCCAUCAGGCAGGAGGGUCGAGAGGUGACGGGUUGGAUGCCAGUUAUAACUGAAUCGUUCUCUCUACAUGGCAUAGCCUACGAGACUCCAAAAAUAACAGUGACUGAUUCAGAUGAUGAUGAUGAUGUCAUCUUUUGCUCUGAGAUUGUUCCCCCUAAAGAAUGUACUAAAGAUGCAAAUGCUGCAAUCCAGAACCAGCCUUGCCCAAAUGCGCCUGGAGUUUCUGACCAAAAAUCUGGUGGUGGUGGUGGCUCCCCGCUCUUGACCACGUCAACUCAAAAACUUACUUCCUGUGCUAAUCAGCUGAAUCCAAACCAAGCACUGUCAAGUGCUGAGUCGCUUGUCCCUGUGACACCGCAGCAUUCGACAACUGAGCUCAUUUUGCUGAAUCGGCCUCCAGUUAACCCCUCAGCCAGCGUCAGCUCCUCACAUCAGACGCACGUUCCCCCUACGAUUAAUUUGGUUGAGGAGAGCCAGAAGCCUUCUGAGAAAGGACCCUCAAAGGAAGUGGAAACAGCUGCUGUUGAUAUAGAAGAGGUGGUCGAGGACAAUGAUGAUGUUAUCAGCUCCUCUAGUCCUAGUUCAGCCAGCAACAGCUCUUCGGUUCAGCAACCUUCUGUACCCAAAGCGGCGACUUCUGAAGGAUCUGGAGUACAGAAAAAACAGGUUGUUAAGUUUCCACAAGAGCAAUCUUCUAAACCUGGAGAAUUUAAAAUAAAAAUCUCAGAUGUCCUUACUGGAAACAACAAGGAAUUCGGUCCAGGUAUAGCGUCGAAACAUGCGGGAGAAGGGCAGAAAAUCAUAACGUUAGAUACGGCAACUGAAAUAGAAGGCUUGUCCACAGGCUGCAAGGUAUAUGCAAAUAUUGGGGAGGACACUUACGACAUAGUCAUUCCGAUUAAGGACGAUCCUGAGGAAGGGAAAGCCAAGCCUGAGGAAACCCCUAAAACGUCUGAUGGCGAUUCCUCAAGCAGGAAACGCAUGAAAGUAAAGCACGAUGACCAUUACGAGCUGAUCGUGGAUGGAAGGGUCUACUACAUUUGUAUUGUAUGUAAGAGGUCGUACGUGUGUCUGACGAGUUUACGGAGACAUUUCAAUGUUCAUUCCUGGGAGAAGAAGUAUCCGUGUCGAUACUGUGAUAAGGUUUUCCCUCUUGCAGAGUACCGGACGAAGCAUGAAAUUCACCACACUGGUGAGCGGAGGUACCAGUGCUUGACGUGCGGCAAGUCUUUCAUCAACUACCAGAUCAUGGCCUCUCACAUAAGGUCGGUUCACAGCCAAGACCCCUCGGGAGAUACCAAGCUGUAUCGACUGAAUCCUUGCAAGUCUUUGCAGAUCAGACAGUACGCAUACAUCUCCGAUCGCUCGAGCAGCUUGCCGGUAAUAAACGAGAACAGGAUCGUGUAUCGCGUUGACGCAGCAAAGAACGGCACUGAGGGAACGGCAUCGAAUGCUCCAGGCAAACAAAUGAGCUGGGAUGACAUUUUUGUUCCGCAGGGAAACGAUGCAAUUUUUAAGCAAAAUCAAUCAGAGGGUAGUACUGAAUUUGAGUUUGUAAUACCAGAAUCUUACUGACGUGCAUUACAUGCUGGGAAAAAGCUUCAGUGAGUACAUAGUGCAGUUUUUAUAAACAGUCUGUUAAAAAACAAAUUGCUCAGAGUGAGAACAACGAGAACCUGUUUGACAAACUCAUCAAAUGGUAGUGCUUAGAUGGAUCGUUAGUAGCUGCAAAUCAUUUGUGGAAGCGAUUCAUUGGAAGGUUUACUUGAACACAGAUUAAGACAUUUCCAAGGAGCUGGCAGUGUUUGCAAGUAUGUUCAUUUUGAUCAGAACACAGGGAAAAAGGUGGCUGGAAAAAGGUGCAGCUUUCUCCUAAAGAGUGAGAAAUCUGAUUUCUAAAGUAAUUCAAGGUAUUUCCUGUACCCAUACUUAGAUAAACCCUUUCUUUCAUCUUAGCACUUUAAUGCUGAAUUGUGCUUCAUGAUUCAUGAAGAAAACAGUAAGAUUUUCUAUGGUAAUGUUUUCAAUAUCGAAGCAUUGUGUUAUUGUUCUGAAUAGCGUGUUACCACAAGGGUCCAAAAUGACUGAUCCAGUAGUUUGGAGCAGUGCAUUUUUAACUAGCAUCUGAACUGUGCUUUUAGAAGCAAUACGAAUCAUCUGUCCUCACGCAGGUAUUCCUGCCAAGGAGAGAUGCUCAAUUUGGUCUAACUCGAACACGCUUUUAAUUGUGUUGGAUUAUAGGAUGGUAGGUGGGCUAGUCACUGGACCAUUCUGUUUCACUCUUUUUU
Molecule: messenger RNA, 2962 nt
Organism: Lagopus muta (rock ptarmigan)
Lineage: Eukaryota; Metazoa; Chordata; Aves; Galliformes; Phasianidae
Gene: ZBTB33
Product: zinc finger and BTB domain containing 33
Exons: 3
Coding region: 219-2249 (676 amino acids)
Biological process (GO): regulation of transcription by RNA polymerase II
Cellular component (GO): nucleus
Molecular function (GO): DNA-binding transcription factor activity, RNA polymerase II-specific; RNA polymerase II cis-regulatory region sequence-specific DNA binding; protein binding
Source: RefSeq, a predicted model, not a curated record